UAAAUACGUAAUAAUUUUUUUUAUUAUAAAAUUCGUUCUAUUUUGUUAGACAUAAAAUAUUAUUUAUAAAUAUUAUACAACCAACUACUUAUAAGUUGAUACUUUUCCAUAAUCGGAUCGCUAAUCAUCAUCAAGAAUCUUAAUAUUGAUGUUUCUGUUUACUAAAGUGUGCGUUUCUUCCGUUUCUAGUUUCUUAUUUUCUUUCGAUUGAGCAGAACGUAGUGGCCGGAAAUUCCUAUCGGAAUUCUGAUGGGAAUCAUAAUUUACACUAUUAAAUUUCGUUGGUAACUAAUUUCCAUUGGACUUAAUAUCUGCCUCAGAAUAAAUUAAUAAAAUUUAUUAUGUGCUAAUUUGACCCUUCCAGAUGUCAUCAUUCCAGGCUCCAAAAAGUACUAAUUACAACUUGAAUAAUUCUAUAAGCUCACCGUCUAUUUUAAAAAAAUGUGGAAAGCAAACAAUAAAUAAUGUACCUGGUCGAAGAGUGUGUUUUGAUUUAUUCAAAAACUUGAAAUUAUUGCUCAUCAACUAUGACAGCAAUAACAAAACUGAUCUAAUAGAGUAUAACAAUCUAAUUUGUGACAUUAGAGACUUGGCUACCGAAAUUAAUGAUAAUGAACUUAUCAAGUUAUUGAAAGAUGCCAGAAAUUGUGUGAAUAUUCUAAAUGAAAAUCUUACACUUUUUGUUAAAGUUAUAUUGAUUUUAAAAUGGAUGAAUAGAAGUGAUGAUGUAGUCAAGGAAUAUCGAUUAUUUUUACUCAAUGUUUGUACUGCAUACAGUUAUCAUACACAAUUUGCAAUAGAACAACUUGUGGCAUGUUUUUCUCAUGUGGACAGCGCUGCUUGUGAUCGUGUCAAUUGUAUGCCAUCUCAAGAAGAAGAAAGAGGAUUUCUAAAUGUCCAUGUGACUCUUGAAGCUCUUUUGAAAGCCAUUCCGUUAGCAAAAGAUUUAUUAAUAUCAGCUCUAAAAAAAAAGUUUCCAUACAAGACAAACAGUUCUUACUCCCACCUUCAUUACAUACACAAUUUACUUUACAUAGUUGAAUAUGAACCAAACUUAAGAAAAAAUAUUCUCAGCCUCAUUAUUAACAAAUUAGUAGAAAUUGAUGUUCAUAUACCCAAAAACGAACUAGACAGAUUAGAAUCAAAUAUUAAUAUUGAAGACAUAUUCCCAAUGGAUGUGGAUGAUGGAGGGUGCAUUAAAGUUGAUCCUAAUAAAGUCGAAGAGGAACAUUUUUCAGAUACAUUAGAUAUUUGUCUUAAAAGAAUAUUUAUUUAUAUGAAAACUGUUUGUCAUAACCCUAAUGGUAGUUUAUUAUGGGAUAGUACUAAAUUGUUUUAUCAUGAUUUGUUAUCAAUAUUUGAAAGUGAAAUUCUACCAACGUAUAACAGUAGUCAUAUUCAGUAUGUAAUUUACUAUUUUCUUAGUUUUAAAAUAACUCUAGCAGAAAAUUUUAGUAAUUGGUUAUUAAAAAAAUGUUGCGAUGUAUCAUCUCCGUCUACUUUACGACAGGCAGCAGCUGGUUAUUUAGCUAGUUUUCUAUGCAGAGCACCAUUUAUUACGAAUAAUGUGCUGAAGAAUAUGCUUUUUGAAAUCUCCACAUGGUGUAAUAAAUAUAUAAAUAGUGUAGAUAAAUCUGUUAGAGUAGUAGAUGAAGAAUUAUUAAGAUGGCAUGCAGUAUUUUAUUCAAUGUGUCAAGCAUUAUUCUAUAUAAUUUCUUUCAGACAUCAAGAUUUAAUGGAUAAUAAACGAAAUCUUAGGUUUAUGGAAAAUUUAAAUUUGUCUAAUAUAGUGACAUGCAGAUUAAGCCCAUUACGUCUAUGUUGUUCAAAAGUAGUUGAUCGUUUUGCACAUAUUACAAAAAUGUAUCAACUAACUUAUUGUUAUGUGGUAAUGGAUGGUCAUAUUAGAGUCACUGAUCAAUCAAUCAAGGAUGAAUGGUUAUACUCUUACUUUCCAUUUGAUCCAUAUGUUCUUCCUCGAUCGAAGAAUAUGAUUAUACCAGAUUUAUACAGAGAUAUCGAUAGUAUAAAAAGUUGCCAAAAUGAAGAAAGAUAUGUUGACAAAAUUCCUUCAUCCCUUCCAGAAAACAUGGACAUAAGUCCUAGUAUGGUAUUAUCUCCUUCGCCUGCAAGAACAGAUUGGUUAGGACAGUUUGCAUAUGGAAAUAACACACAAAUAUUAUUUUGA
Molecule: messenger RNA, 2188 nt
Organism: Rhopalosiphum maidis (corn leaf aphid)
Lineage: Eukaryota; Metazoa; Arthropoda; Insecta; Hemiptera; Aphididae
Product: RNA polymerase I-specific transcription initiation factor RRN3-like
Exons: 11
Coding region: 365-2188 (607 amino acids)
Biological process (GO): transcription initiation at RNA polymerase I promoter
Cellular component (GO): nucleus
Molecular function (GO): RNA polymerase I core binding; RNA polymerase I general transcription initiation factor activity
Source: RefSeq, a predicted model, not a curated record